UCCGCAUUCUAUUCUAUAAACGCAACAAAUUUAGUCAUAUUUGACUUCCCUAGUUUCUAAGUACAUACUUAACAUUAAUGCCUUGGACUGUAAAGUGUUAAAGUGAUCUUUACCAAGGAAGAUAAAGUGAUCGUCAAGAUAUUUUUGUAAAUAUGGAUAAUAAUCAAGAGCCGGUCUCUGAUGCAAUUUUCAAUUUGGAUAUGGCUUGGAGCGAUUGCAUAUUUUCUCUAAAGGAUUUUAUUGAAUUGUAUCCUCUUCCUCAAAUGGUUCAGGUUUCCGAUGGUUGGUAUGGCGAGGGUGAGGAAGCUAUAGAGUUAUCACAAGGAGACGUUCUUAUACUUCAUUUGUAUAAGGAAACUCCAUGCUUUACCGCUUCAACUGAAUACGGUAAAGAAGUAAAUAUUCCUUUGAAUUUAUCAAAGAAAGUUUAUGUUUAUUACGAGAAAUCAUUAAAGGAUGUUAAGUCACUCGAACGUCUUGGCGAACUAUUUCCUCAUAAAUACUCAAGUGUUCGCCUUCAACGCGACCUUAAAAAUUGUCUGGAUAAGAAAGAUAUUUAUCGCGCAGGCGAUACUUUACAGGUAAUGAGAUUUGACGUUUCACGGAAGCAAUUGGUUUGCUUGAAUAAGAAAAAUUUCUACGUCCGAUUCAGUAUGAGCCAAAUUUCUCAUUUGACGGUAACAGAUGUAACCAUUGAUUCCUUUGUACUUGCUGAUGUACAUCACCAAUUCAAAUUACCCCUAACGGUACGAUUUGUGCAAUACAAUAAGUUGCCAGGUUUGAUUCAUUUUAAAGAAAUCGUAAGCAGAAAAACUGUAGUGGCGUCUCUAGGAAACAAAGAAUACGAAUCAUUGCUGACAUUUCCGUCGACCUUGAAUAUUACAGUGUGCCCCCCUACACUGAAUAUAUUGCAUCACCCUGAGUACCAAAAGCACGUCCAUGGAGUUAGCAAGGAAGUUCACGUAGAAAGCGUUCAUGAAGAACUAAAGGACAGUGAGAUGUACGAGACUAUUGAAGAAUUAAACACCAAAGCCGUUCCUUAUUCCGUGUUUCAUUUCAAAAAGCCAAACCAGACAGUGACGUCCAGCAACAUUGAGAAACACAAAGAUGGCCAUGAACCCAAGCAAAGGGAAGAUACCGAAGGGACGUACGAAACAAUGUCGUAUAAACCUUUUCUGUCAGCGAGGACACGACAAAACCAUUACGUAGAAGAUCCAUUUAGCCAAUCAAAGGAUGCAUGUGAAUUGAUAUUACCAUCAGUCAACGUGAAAUCAUUAAUCACGUCUAUUGAAAAUAAAAAUGUUGCUCCUAAUGGUCAAGUUAAAUCUGCGGUAAAUGAUCAAGAAACAUCACACACUACAAACUUAUCAAAAUCUACAUCCAAAUCUUUACCUUCCAACAUCAGCGAGUCAAGAGAAGAUAGAAAAUGUCCUUCACCCACAGGACCUCGUAGACAGUCACCAUUCAGCUGCAAGAAAGAUCGCUUUAGCACUAAAACAUCGUCAAAUAAAGAAAAAUUUCCUAAUGAAAAUGUUAAAUCGUCGAAUGAAGAGAUGUAUGAUGAAGUACGUCCUGUUUUUAAGGUAAAAACCAUGAAUAAAGCUGGAACUUUCUUGCUUAGUAAUGAUCGACCCUGUCGCUCAGCUUCACCGAAAUACCAUGACAAAAGAAACGAUGAAAAUGUCAAAGAGACUGGGGGAUAUAAAAAUGAAAAGGUCCUUGGGAGACAAUCUGAAUCUGAGGAAAUUGACUCUGAUGGUUACCAAAUACCUAAGGUUGAAGGGAGAAACAAGCCACUAUUUACAGUCAACGAUGUCUGUAAUCUUUUAAAAGAUAUAAAUCUCUCACAAUACUGUGACCUCUUUAAAAAAGAACAGGUUGAUGGAAAUAUUCUAAGAGAUAUGGACGAGGAAAUGUUAAAAUCACACUUUAAAAUGAGUGCUUUUCAUGUGUUAAAGUUACAGAAAGCCGUGAACGAAAAUUGGAGACCCGAACCCAAAGAAUCAUGAUUGAAAGAUAUUGUGUGUUCUGGUACAUUCGAUAUUCUGAAACUUUCAAUAUCAAGAAUUCUGAGUCCUAACGACGUUAGGAUAUUGUACUAAAUUUUAAAUGCAUUACCUCAUAGUCGACACUAAAUUGUUGAUAGCGGAGAUAGUAGUUAUGUUCUUGCUUGAGUGUUGAGUCUCGUAGCUUUUUAUAGUGCAGGAAACCAACAUUCAAAUGAGACGGCAUGUACAAAAUAGUUUUUUACCUUUUAUUGUGAUUAAAGCUGGAUGCAUCUUUGUGAUAUCUGACAAAUUGCUAACGUGCGAAAAAGGAUUUGUAAAAAAAACAUCUCAGAUUUUAUGACAAUCAUGCAGUUUGAUUUGUUCGAUUUCACUAAGAAUUUUCCAAUAUAACGUUCUAAUUCAUAAACAUGCGAUCUAUAAAUAUGUAAAAAAUAUGGCAUUUUUAUAUUUAUAAAAUUUCAAAAGUAAA
This is a messenger RNA of Xenia sp. Carnegie-2017, 2478 nucleotides long. RefSeq lists its product as uncharacterized. Gene Ontology annotation, molecular function: protein binding. The transcript has 5 exons. Lineage: Eukaryota; Metazoa; Cnidaria; Anthozoa; Malacalcyonacea; Xeniidae. Bases 153 to 2009 code for a protein of 618 amino acids. The record is from RefSeq and is a predicted model, not a curated record.